AUGGCCGAAAGGUGGUCUGUGCAGACGGCCCUGGAAUUGAUUUCGAAAGAGAGAGAAAUUUUUGAUGAUGAUGUAGAGGGAGAGGAUUCGGAGGAAGAGGUUUUAGAAUUUGAACAUUACAUUGCUGAAUAUUCAGAGUCUGAUAGUGACUCUGAAGAAAAUGAUGAGGUUGAGCAUCAGCCAGUUCCAAAACGAAAACGAGCCACAGGUCCAGGCCAGCCCAGCUCCAGAACAAGACAGUUAGCAUGUAGGAAGCGAGGAAAUAUAGAUGUCAAAGAAUUUCAAAAUAAAAUGGUCUUCUCGCCCAAGAAAAGAGCCACACCGCAAGGCUACCCAUGUGAUAAGCAUGCAACCAGGGUCAGCACGGAUGGUAAUUACCAACACACAAGACAUCAAAUCUUCCUUUGUGCUUUUCAUGCCAGAUUCUAUCCAGAAAAUUGUUCUUGA
Anisakis simplex (herring worm) is the source of this 447-nucleotide messenger RNA. NCBI's taxonomy places the organism in Eukaryota, Metazoa, Nematoda, Chromadorea, Rhabditida, Anisakidae. The record is from the annotation of a GenBank genome assembly.